GCCCGCCUGCCCGCCUGCCCGCCUGCCUGCCUGGGACCAUGGGCCACUAGCCGAGGAGGAAGCAUGCUGGCGGUCCGCUGCGCACUGCUCACCGCCCUGCUGGCAGCGCAGGGGGCGGCACUGGCCCCAGGGGCCUGCCCCUCUCUGGAGGUGGAGAGCGACGUGCUAGCCAGCAGGCCUGGAGCUAGCGUGACCCUGACCUGCCCAGGCGGGGAUCCUGAAGACAACGCCACAGUUCACUGGGUGCUCCGGAAUCAGGCCUCAGGCUCACACCACGGCACAUGGGCUGGCUUGGGACGGAGGCUGCUUCUGAGAUCUGUGCAGCUCAGCUACUCUGGAAACUAUUCAUGCUACCAGGAUGGCCACCAGGUUGGAACUGUGCGCCUGCUGGUAGAAGUUCCUCCAGAGGAGCCCCAGCUCUCCUGCUUCCGGAAGAGUCCCCUCAGCAACGUGGGCUGUGAGUGGAGUCCUCAGAGCCCCCCAUCCCAGAGGACUAAGGCUGUGUUAUUGGUGAGGAGGUUUCAGCACGGUCCUGUGGAAGACUUCCAGGAGCUGUGCCAGUACUCCCAGGAGUCCCAGAAGUUCUCCUGCCAGUUAGCAGUCCCAGAGGGAGACAACUCUUUCUACAUAGUGUCCCUGUGUGUCGCCAACAGUGUUGGGAACAAAUCCAGCAGACUCCAAACAUUUGAGGGUUACGGAAUCUUGCAGCCUGACCCACCCGUCAACAUCACCGUCACCGCUGUGGACAGAAACCCCCGCUGGCUCAGUGUCACCUGGCAAGACCCCCCCUCCUGGAACUCAUAUUUCUAUAGGCUACAGUUUGAGCUCCGAUACCGGGCUAAACGGUCAAAGACAUUCACAACGUGGAUGGUCAAGGACCUCCAGCACCACUGCAUCAUCCGUGAUGCCUGGAGCGGCAUGGAGCACGCGGUGCAGGUGCGCGCCCAGGAGGAGUUUGGACAUGGCCUGUGGAGCGAGUGGAGCCAGGAGGUCACGGGGACUCCCUGGACAGAACCAAUGAGUUUUUCAGCUGAGACCAAGGUGGCGGUGUCUCCCUCCACGAAGGCACCUAGUACUGAUGAAGGUGGUGAUAAUUCUCUCUAUCAUCCUCCAAAUGCGACAAGCCUCCCAGUGCGAGAUUCUCCAAUACCACUGUAUACAUUCCUGGUGGCUGGAGGAAGCCUGGCCUUCGGAACGCUCCUCUGCAUUGGCAUCGUCCUGAGGUUCAAGAAGACAUGGAAGCUGCAGGCUCUGAAAGAAGGCAAGACAAGCAUGCACCCGCCUUAUUCUUUGGGACAGCUGGUCCCUGAGAGGCCCAAGCCCACGCCAGUGCUUGUUCCCCUCAUCUCCCCACCAGUGUCCCCCAGCAGCCUUGGGUCAGACAACACCUUGAGGCACAGCCAACCAGAUGCCAGGGGUCCACAGAGCCCUUAUGACAUCAGCAACAGAGACUACUUCUUCCCGCAGUAGCUGGCUGGGUGGCGCCUGGCAGCCUGGGGUGUCACACCUGCUGAACUGUGUGGAUGACGAAGCACACGCUGGCUUGUCACUGUCAUUCCAGCUCAACUCUGGUGCGUGGGGCCUCUGGCUUCACUCUUACAGAAGGGCCUCGCAGAAGGUUCUACGCUGGAUGAAAAUAGUUUGCUGCACCUGUUCAGAAGGAAGAGGUGGUUGGGUUUUUGAACCACCCUUCCCCAAAGCCCUGCUUAAAGGGAUUGGGGUGAACUUGGGCCCUGAGCAGAGAGGGGUGUCAAGAGUCCACUGGACAUUGAGGUGGGCAAAGCAGGGCGGCUGCAGAGGCCUUGGACCUGGCCUUUGUGCAGACAAACUGCUGGCCACCCUCACACCUGACACAGGUCCACAAGCUGUACCCUCAGGAGAUGGGAUAGAUUUCCAUCCAAAGACCUCCAGUCGCCUCUCUCCUGGCCCACUGCACAGUUUCAUCUUCUAGCUCAAGCUCUUGAAACCCAAGUGCCUUCACAUUUCAGUUUCUCUAGGCCUGAGGAUGGCUCUUCUUCAACCGCCCAGGCUGCAGAAGCUUUCGACUGCCUUUCCUCCCCACACUGGAAAAACAGCUGAGGGGGCAGGUGAAUAGUAUCUCAGGACCAGAUGGUUUGAAGUGGAAUUGUAAUUAGUUCCUCAUUAGCAUUUUGCUAAAUGUGAAUCUUAACUCUAGGCACCUGCUGUAUCUAGAAGCAACUGCACUGACUCAGUUUCCUUCUCUGGACCCCAGGACUUCAGGAGGAGAGGAGAGACGCACAGAGGAAGUGAGGGUGUGAGGGCAGAGGCUAAAGGGGAUGCAGCCUCUGAAAACCAGUAUCCUUUCUCCUUCCGUCCCUCGCUCCCCCAAAAGGAGAAUUGGCAUGGUGGGAGAUCAAAAUGUUGGCCUUGUUUAUCUUGUUUUCACCUGAGCCUGAGUAACGGAAGGAAAUAUUUAUCUGAAAAGACAGAAGAACCCAACUGGAAUGUGUUUUAAUUUGUUUUUUAAUGAACUGCUGACUAUUUUUCUUGAGAGGAUGACGAUCCCUUAUUAGCUGAGAGCCAGGAUAUAAAUAACUUGGGGAGAAGCACAUUGACUUUGUCUGGCAUGCAACUGAGUCAAGCGAAAAGGGGGAGGAGAAAAAAUUAUUUUCCUUUCUCAGAGAAUAGAGUCUGGUUUCAUUCUAAAUUUUGUUUUUGUCUUAAAAAGUAAAAAAAAAAAAAAAAAAAAAAUUGGCUGCUGCUCCUCUAAUUUGGGGGAAAGCAGCUUGUUACUACCCACCCCCAGCCGUUGUGAAGGACACGGUGUCCAUCUCUGUGGUGGCGGUGCUGGGAAGCUGGCCUCCCACGGCUACCAAGCAGGGUCAGCUGAAAACCCCCACCCCCGACAGCUCUCGUUAUCAGAGGGAGGGAGGUUCAUUAAAAAAAAAGAAACCCUCAGUGCCUUCCUUUUUUUAUUUAGUUCCUUGAAUGUGAUUCAGUUCAGUUAGUAUUAAAGCUCCAGCUAAAUAUCUAGCCGUGACUCUGAGACUAACCACUUUAGCUCACUUUUCAGUUCGGGCUUUGAAAAUUCAAUGAUGCGAGUGGUUACCCAGACAAGUGCCUUUAAGUAUCACAGGGUGUCCCAGAAGAAGCUAUGAUUCAAAUCAGUUGUGUAACCACGGACCAAAAAUUUACCAGACCACAAAUUUUUCUAGUAGUCCACCCUUUUAGAAAAACAACCACCAGUACCAGACAGGUGGCAAAGGAUGAAAAUGACUGCGCUUUAUUCACUGUUGGCUGGGUUCAAACUGUUGCUAUCUUGGGCAAGUUGUGAUUUUCAUUGCUGCCUUUGUCUGUCGGUUUCAGACCUGUUGCUGCUUCAGGCAGCUUUCUUAAGUCGACAGACAUCAGGCAGGUGGUUUUUGUUUUUUUUUCUGUAAAGUUUCUUUGAGAACAGCAAAAAUGCUGUUAAAGGGAAAUGUUAAAAAAAAAAAGAGAGAGACUCUGCAUGAGAAAGGGUGAUUCUGUGCCCACGGUUCUUUAACUCUUUAUAAGGUUUUACCCACAUGUAAUAUUACCAAAGCCAGGCGGAGAGGUGCUAGUGGAAGAUGUGAAACCCAGAUAACUCACAGUCACUGAGAGGUAGGCAGCUUUGAUCUCCAAAUUGUUAUUGCUUUCAUUAUUAUUGUAACGGAACCACGUUGUUUUUUGUUUUUUGUUUUUUUUUGUAUUGAAGAGGGUUUUUUUUCCCUUUAUAUUUUUAUAAGCUAGUGUAAAUGAAGGAAAAGUACUUGUCUUUUCGGGGUUGUGGGCUUUGCUCAGUGUACACAGGUACACCCUAAGCUUUCUCUGCCUCGAAUCUAUGGUCUAUGACCACGUGUUCCAAUCCAGAGGUCAUUCUUACCUGUGUUUCUGCAGCUCAUGGGCUGCCUUUUAUCCUCAAUGAUGAUGUUACUCACCUAGUAUCUGUAGCAGUCGGUCACACAGCCAGAUGUGAAAUGUUGGGAUGGUGACAAUUUGUAUUAAACGUGACAAUUUAUCCUGCUGGGUUGAAAAAGUUAAAAAUAUGCUGGUUCAAGGUCUAAACUAAAGUGGUCCUUAAUUCUUGUAGCAUUAAUAAAACAUUUUUUUCAAAUGUCAAGGGGGUAGCAUUGGCUGUAUCUACAAAGCCACGCGUAACUCAGAGAGCCAUUCGUUUGGAUGGAGCCCUAGGCUCUGGUUUUUUGCCAGGCUCUGGGCUCACUUUGUUUCCAUUUCCCUUCUCCUGUGGAGAGGGGGUUUGGGGAAGGAAACACCAUUACAAGGGGUGGAAUCUGCUGUUGGGUGGGCCCAAGAUGGGAGCCCACCUGGUGGUGAACAGAACCCCGUGGAGCAGACUGAGAGUGAUCAUGGUUCAUGGGUUUCUGCAGAGCGUUCAGGAAUGUCUUGUCCUGCUGCUUUGGUGCUGAGCUAUAUUGCCUCCUCUGAGGUUGAGUCAGCAGGGGGGAGUCUGGCACCCAGCUCCAGGUGGAGUUGGUGAGAAAUUUAUCUUAAUUUGGACAAGCAGGGGCGACUGUCGGUCCUUCAGACCUUGAACACACAGCCCAGCUUCCCCGCGCGGGCGGGGCCGGGGCCGGGGCCGGGGCCGCGUGCGGAGCGAGCCGGGCAGCUCGGGCGGGCUCUGCACCAGGCGCUCCUGGCCAGCCCCUGAAUCCGGUCCCCCCGGCAGCAUGUCCUCUGUGUGGUUUGGUGCUCGCACCUGUGUUUCUAUGGCAACCUCAAUGAUUUUCAUUUGCUAAUUUUUAUUUUUUUCCAAUUACAGUUGACAUUCAAUAUUAUUUUGCAACCUUAAUGAUAUAUUAAGGAACAUUGUCGGUUUCAUGAACAGGCUGAAAGGAAGAUCUGCUUUAGAAGGAAAGGAUUGGAACAGCAUGUAGCAAGACUGUUAAUUGAUAGAGAAACCAUUUUUGGGUGGAGAUCACACAUCUGUUAAAUAAAUACCUCAACUUUUCAUUUUGGAGAGAAAUAAUAGUUUUAAGCUUGUUUUUAUUUUUUUACCUAAUUAUCUAAAAGCAAAUACCAAAGGCUGAUGUCUGUAUAUGGGGCAAAGGGUCAGUAUGAUAUGCUUUUCAAUGUUUUUUUUUUUAUCAGAUAUUUU
Molecule: messenger RNA, 5098 nt
Organism: Pteronotus mesoamericanus
Lineage: Eukaryota; Metazoa; Chordata; Mammalia; Chiroptera; Mormoopidae
Gene: IL6R
Product: interleukin 6 receptor
Exons: 10
Coding region: 64-1470 (468 amino acids)
Biological process (GO): ciliary neurotrophic factor-mediated signaling pathway; positive regulation of tyrosine phosphorylation of STAT protein; interleukin-6-mediated signaling pathway
Cellular component (GO): signaling receptor complex; membrane; external side of plasma membrane
Molecular function (GO): interleukin-6 binding; cytokine receptor activity
Source: RefSeq, a predicted model, not a curated record